AGGAGUGCCAGAAUAUUCUUAUCUUUACGUCUCAGCAACCCCAAGGCUCCACCAACGUAGGACAGGGCCAUUCUUGACCCUUAAGCUUAUUAGAUCAAAGAAACGACGUCCUUUUCUUGUUGAUCCUUUUAGCGUAUAUUGGAUGUUGAAUUUCAGGUGCUUUGAGUUGGAUGAAAAUUGACGAAAACAUAAUUAUAACGUUCUGACACCCACCACUUCGCUUCUGAUCAUCGACCCGUUUCGUACUCGUCAUGGAUCAGAUCUGCUAAACCUCUUAAUCGAUUCAGAACUUAUUUUACAGAUACCAAGAAGAAAGAACGAAAAGAACAUAUGGUGUAAUGGCCUCUGAGAGGGAAGUUUUUAGUCUUUCAGGGCCUUUCCACCUUACUUCUGUUGAUUGGACAAAUGAUAAUCAUCAAAGGUCUGUAGCAGCUUGUUUGGUUCAGGGUGUGUACAUUCUAGAGCGGGAUCGUCAGCUGCAGCGUUACGAAUCUCAAGCUCGUGCACCUCCUUGGUGGGAGUUCUUCAACUUUCAAUUGAUCCGUCAGCUUAAAGAUGAUGCUGAUUUUUCAAUCUUUGGUGCCAUUUAUGAAUUCAAACGUCCAAAUUCUCAUUGUGACUUGUCAACAACUGGAACUCCUCGCUAUGUCAUUGCCUUCCGAGGGACCUUGACCAAACCAGACUCUUUUACACGGGAUCUUGAGCUAGACAUCCAUGUAAUCCGAAAUGGUCUCCAUAGGACAUCUCGUUUUGAGAUUGCUAUGCAAGCUGUCAGAAACAUGGUUGCUUCUGUGGGUAAUUCAAAUGUCUGGUUGGCUGGCCAUUCCCUUGGGGCAGCCAUGAUAAUGCUUGCUGGGAAGACUAUGGCCAAGACAGGUGUUUUACUUAAAUCUUUUCUCUUUAAUCCACCAUUCCUUUCAGCCCCUAUCGAGAGAAUUAAAGAUCAGAGAGUCAAGCAUGGUAUCCGAAUAGUAGGCAGUGUUAUCACAGCUGGAGUUGCUCUUGCUGUAAGUGCAAAGAAAAAUCAACAUAAUACUCGGUCUGCGACUGAGGAUCCAUUUGUUGCGCUGUCCGCUUGGGUCCCUAAUCUAUUUGUGAACCCAGCUGACCACAUCUGCUCAGAAUAUGUUGGAUAUUUUGAGCAUAGGAAGAAGAUGGAAGAGAUUGGAGCAGGAAAUAUUGAAAGGUUGGCAACUCAACAUUCCCUUGGGGGGCUAUUUAUGAAUGCAAUGGGACAGGAGUCAGAACCUCUACACCUCGUUGCAUCAGCAAAUCUGACCAUCAAUGCAACUCCUUCACGAGAUUUUAAGAAGGCUCAUGGAAUUCACCAGUGGUGGAAACCUGAUCUGCACUUACAGUCCAAGCUUUACACUUACAAGUAGUUUUCGGUGAGUUUUUGCAAUUUCAUUUCCCGGUUAUCAUGUAUAUGCCAUUUGUAGUAGAAUACUUAAUCGUUCUCAAAUGGAUCAUAAACCUAGAUAACUGGCCUUUAUCUAGCCAAUUAUUCAUUCACAGUUGACAGGUCUGUUGUAUUUUGAGGUUUGUCCUUUGUACACAAGUCAAUGUGAAGAAAAACUAAGAAAUUGUUUA
Molecule: messenger RNA, 1590 nt
Organism: Mangifera indica (mango)
Lineage: Eukaryota; Viridiplantae; Streptophyta; Magnoliopsida; Sapindales; Anacardiaceae
Product: GDSL esterase/lipase At4g10955-like
Exons: 3
Coding region: 339-1382 (347 amino acids)
Biological process (GO): lipid metabolic process
Source: RefSeq, a predicted model, not a curated record